Molecule: messenger RNA, 923 nt
Organism: Xenopus tropicalis (tropical clawed frog)
Lineage: Eukaryota; Metazoa; Chordata; Amphibia; Anura; Pipidae
Gene: or10bn1
Product: olfactory receptor family 10 subfamily BN member 1
Exons: 1
Coding region: 77-922 (281 amino acids)
Biological process (GO): G protein-coupled receptor signaling pathway; signal transduction
Cellular component (GO): plasma membrane; membrane
Molecular function (GO): olfactory receptor activity; G protein-coupled receptor activity
Source: RefSeq, a predicted model, not a curated record
UAGGACGUCUGUGGAAGAGUUUAUUUUAUUGGCUUUUUCAGAUCUAUACCAGCUCCAGAUUCCCUUAUUCUUUGCCAUGUUGCUUAUCUACAUUACAUGUGUCUCUGGGAACUUGGCUAUCAUUUUUCUAGUAAGGGUUGAACCUUCCCUUCACACUCCAAUGUACUUUUUUAUUAGCACAUUAGCUGUAACAGAAAUGAUGUUUGUGUCCUGCAUUAUCCCUAAUCUUCUGGCUAAUCUCAUUGCGGCUAAGAACAGAAUAUCGCUCAUUGGCUGCUUCACCCAACUGUUUGCCACUGAUACACUGGGAACAGCAGAAUGUUACCUGCUUGCCGUCAUGGCUUUUGACCGAAACCUGGCUAUUAGCAACCCCCUGCAAUAUUCUGCUAUCAUGACCCAGAAGUUGUGUGUGCAGCUCGCUGUUCUACCAGGGAUUGUUGGAAUUGUCACUUUAUCCAUUCCUUUUGUUCUUACAGCAAGAUUGGAAUUCUGUGGCCCUAAUGAGGUCAACCAUUUCUUUUGUGAUUUUGCUCCUCUGCAGUCCUUGGCUUGUUCUGAUCCUUUCAUCACUAAAGUGGCAACAAGCUCAGGGGCCUUUUUUGCUAUUGUACUCCCAUUUAUAGCAACUGUUGGACUCUACAUCCAUAUCAUUGUCAUCAUUUUUCAGAUCCACAGCACUGAAUCUAAACAGAAAGCCUUCUCCACCUGCUCUUCCCACCUCACUGUAGCAGGUUUGCAUUAUAUCACGGCUAUCACUGUGUAUGUUGUGCCUAAAGGUUCCCAGUAUGACAGGUUCCUUGCCCUUAUAUAUGCUAUCAUGACCCCACUUUUGAAUCCCUUUAUUUAUACCUUCAGAAACAAGGAUGUAAAGAGAGCACUCAUAAAAUCAAGGAGGUUAAAACUUUGUCAGGAAUCAUUUUAAU